Linum tenue is the source of this 744-nucleotide messenger RNA. NCBI's taxonomy places the organism in Eukaryota, Viridiplantae, Streptophyta, Magnoliopsida, Malpighiales, Linaceae. The record is from the annotation of a GenBank genome assembly.
CCUCAAUUAAUUGACCUUUCCUAUUCCACCUCUUCCUCCCUUUUACCUCCCACUUUCGAACAGAGGCCUCAACUCUCUCUAUCUCCCUCCACCUUCUCUGUAUAUCUCAUUUAUUUGUCUUUUAAUAUUCCUCCUUCCUCCAUUUCUUCCUUUCCUGGUUUUUUCACGAUAACAGGGCUGGGCUUUUUUUCAUAUGGUCAAUUUCCAGUCUUGUGUUGGCUAGUUGUCCGUAGCCUACUGGUGGUUCACUGGGCUGAGAUUGAUCUGAUAUCUAAAUCAAAAGCGGGGAGAAGAGGGUUCUAGGCGGGCCAAUUGAGGAGCUGCAAAGAUCGAAAAACGGAAAUCAGAGGCGGGGAGAAGAGGGUUCUAGGCGGGCAAUUGAGGAGCUGCAAAGAUCGAAAAACGGAAAUCAGAGGCGGGGAGAAGAGGGUUAUCGGCGGGCAAUUGAAGAACAGGGGAAACAACAUGCAGGAGUGAACUGAGAUCCAAAUCAAAGGCCGGGAGAAGAGGGUUAUCGGCCAGGAUGAGGUGGUUGCCGUCACAGUCCAGGUUGUCGAUCGCCCAUCUCAGAGCCUUGAUGCUGCACGGCGAGAAAUCCACCGCCACGCCCAUCCUUCUACCGCUGUCUUCCACCGCUUUUCCUUUUCAUAUUCCUCUCUGUUAACUUCGUAUAACUUUUAGAAAGGGCCAUAAAAGUAAUCCAAAAGAAUUAUCCAGCUUUAUUGUCCCCAGUCCACAUAUAGC